Molecule: messenger RNA, 1945 nt
Organism: Acanthochromis polyacanthus (spiny chromis)
Lineage: Eukaryota; Metazoa; Chordata; Actinopteri; Pomacentridae
Product: TOG array regulator of axonemal microtubules protein 1-like
Exons: 5
Coding region: 44-1015 (323 amino acids)
Biological process (GO): microtubule cytoskeleton organization
Cellular component (GO): cytoplasmic microtubule; cilium
Molecular function (GO): microtubule binding
Source: RefSeq, a predicted model, not a curated record
AGUAGCUGGUGGACGCAGACUCCUGACGACGGCUCAACAUCAUAUGGAGGCGGUCGCAGAAAAAGUCAAGAAACUACAGGGUAACUCUGCUGCCCUGUUGCCACGACCACCAGCACCAGCUACAAGGAAACCUGUAGUAGCACCUCUCACUCCAGCUCCUCCUCCAAAACCCUCCCUACCAAAGAAGAGAGCAACUCAUGGGAGGUCUGUGCGGCCUGCAAAGACAGUCAGCAGGGACCAGAGGACAGAUGUUACCUGCAGCUUCCAGACAGCAGAAAGUCAGAAUCAGGACGAUCUGCAGCCGCUCUCUAACCCUGCAGAGAGUCUGUCUCUGUGCUUCAAACAGCUCAGCUCAGAUGACUGGAUGACGAAGGUUAAAGGGCUGCGAUGCAUCCCAGCUCUGGCGCAACACCACCCAGACACACUAAUGCCGAAACUGCAUGAAGUCUGUCUGGUUGUGAUAGAAGAGGUUAAAAACCUACGCCCCUCAGUGGCUUGUGCAGCCAUGGACACCAUCCGCUGUCUUUAUGUCCACCUACAGAAGGGCAUGGACACUGAGGCAAAUUGGACAGGUCAGGCUCUGCUGCUGAAAAUCUCACAGGCGUGUGGAAAUGCCUUUCUCCAGCAGCAGGCCAGUGAGGCCUUGGAGGCUCUGGUGCAGAAUUGCAGCCCUGGUCGAGUGCUGCCUGUUCUGCUGAAUACAGGGCAGAGCCACCUGAGCCCUGCAGUAAGAGCCAGCACUGCUCGUCUGCUCCACCUGCUGGCUGACAGACUGGGAGCGACUAAAGUCCUGACAGCAAGGCAGAGCUUCACCCAGCGCUUCCUCACUGCUGUCAGUAAGAUGUCUCUGGAUGCUGCUGCUGAAGUCAGGCCUCAUGGACGUGCCAUCCUUCAGAAACUGGCCCUCCACAGGGACUUCAUGAAGCUGUGGCAGAAAAAUGUGGCGGAAAAAGAUCGCCACUCACUGGAGAAGGUCCUGAGGAAUGUGGUGAAGAAUAUCAAAAUCCAUAUAUGAAUCCAGGGUGUUGUUCACCACACAGGACAACAAGAAAAGCCUCAUUCUUGCUGUCAGUCAUCAUGACCUCAGUAUCCUUCGCUGGGUUGAUUGUUCUCUUGUGUUUUGAUCUCAUGAGUUUGUUUUCUAUCUACUAUCAUAUUCUCUCUAUCUAUUAUCCCCCUUUCCCCUCACCCCAACCGGUCGAGGCAGAUGGCCGCCUUGUCUGAGCCUGGUUCUGCCGGAGGGUUCUUCCUGAAAAAGGGAGUUUUACCUCCCCACUGUCGCCAAGUGCUUGCUCAGACAGGGAAUCCAAAGGAAACUGGAUUUGUUGGAUUUCUCUCUAUAAUUUUGUCUUUACUUUUCUAAGUGAAGUCUCUUGAGAUCACACAUUUGAACUGGUGAAUAAAAUUGAUUGAAAAUGAACUGAAAGGUUCACCCCAAAAGUGUCUGGAUUCUGGUCACAUGGUUGAUGCUCACAUCUGCCCUGAGUCAGUCGUGGCUUCUCAGUUGCUGUGCAGAGCAGAGAAUCUUUGGGUUUCUUUUUUCACAAUUUCCAUCGUUAUUUUUGGUGAAUUUUUAAAUUUGACGUUUUAAAGAAAGUGACUACAAUGAAAUCUGACAAUUUUAAGCUUAUUUUCAACUGGUUUUCUCUAUGUAACCACACAAAACUGAUGGCAUUUAUUACAAACAGUCGGAAAGUUGAACCACUCUUUCCAUUUUUACAGUUUGUGGCUCUAAAAAGAGUGUGCAUUUUGAAGACUUUUUAAAAACAAAGCAUGCCUUGGCAGUGCACGGCACGGCAGUGAAGUUAGUUUCAGCCAGAGCACCAGCAGCUCUAAUGCUGCAGACGUUACAGCUGCAUCCACCAACAAGCUCAGCAGGACAGAAUAGGAUCCAUCUUGGCUCUAGAUUACUGCUAUUGGUAAGAUUAGGUGCAAAAGUAAAUUA